AUGGCGCAGUGUACCUACUGCAACUAAACUAGCCCACUUUUGUACGAUACCCUCUUUUACGUAAACCAUUUGCUGCCCAAAUCAAAGGACGAUAUUUUCUUUGCUGAACAUAGAAAUGGAAGAAGCUACAUCCAGUUCCCCAAGGACAAAGUAAAGAAGGUUCUGCUGGCAGCGCCCACCCGUCACGCUGGCUGCCCCGGUGACCCAGAGCGGGGAGGAGCUUAGUCCGGGCAGCAUGGUGGCUGCCAAUGCGACUAGCCCCGCCCCGAGCCCUCAAAGCGAGGCGGUGACCAAUGAGCUUCAAGAGCUGACGCUGCAGCCGCUGCCCAUCGUGCUGCCCCUCAGGGAGAGGACGAAUGUGCUCCAGCUCAAACUACAGCAGCGACGCACACGAGAGGAGUUGGUCAGCCAAGGGAUCAUGCCUCCACUGAAGAGCCCAGCCGCCUUCCACGAGCAGAGGAGAAGCCUGGAGCGGGCGCGGACGGAGGACUAUCUCAAGCGGAAGAUCCGUAGUCGUCCUGAGAGGUCCGAGCUGGUCAGGAUGCACAUACUAGAGGAGACAAUGGCCGAGCCCUCGCUACAGGCCAAGCAGCUGAAGCUAAAGAGAGCUCGUCUGGCCGAUGACCUCAACGAUAAGAUCUCCCACCGACCCGGCCCCAUUGAACUCAUCCACAAGAACAUCCUGCCCGUGCACAGCAUCAUUGGUGAGUCGUCACCAAAAGGCGACAGCUCUUCAUUGGACGAGGACAGCAGCGACGCGCUCUCGCCUGAUCAGCCAGCCAAUCACGAUUCUCCCCUUGGCUCCAUCCAGCAGCACUCCCCACCUGAUAUGCUCACCCCGAAUGGCAACCCCUCCCCCCCCCAGUUCCUUCCUCAAGCCCCUCUGCAGCUGAACCGCCCAGACUUGUCUCCUGCGCAGACGCUGACCAACGGGACCCUGAUCCUCACCGCACCACGUCCAGCCACUGGGCAUGCAAAAUCGUCAAAGUCCAGUUCGGACCGGCCGUCCCAGCGGCCCAAGAAGGCCAAAGACAGCAAGCCCAAGGUGAAGAAGCUGAAGUACCACCAGUACAUCCCCCCCGACCAGAAAGCGGAGCGCGAGCCGCCGCCCCAGAUGGACUCGUCCUACGCCAAGCUCCUGCAGCAGCAGCAGCUCUUCCUGCAGCUGCAGAUCAUCAGCCAGCAGCAGCAGCACUACAACUACCACACCAUCCUGCCUGCACCACCAAAACCCCUUACUGAGCAGCAGCAGCAGCCUCCUCCUGCUCCCCCUCCCCCAGCCAACCCUGGGCCCUCCCCAUCUCGUGCCGUGCCAACGCCCACCACCCCCUCCAGCCACACUGGGUCCAACCGCCAGAGCCAACCUCUGUCCGCAGACGCCAAGCCAAGCACCCUGCCUGCUAACCUGGACGAGUUCAAAGUGGCUGAACUUAAACAGGAGCUCAAGCUGAGGGGUCUGACCGUGUCAGGCACCAAAAACGACCUGCUUGAGAGGCUGAAGAACUACCAGGAGCAGAACGGUCAGAAAACUGCCCCACCACAGCCCCAGCCAGGGGCAGGGCAGACCAGUGGCCCCACCUCUCUUGUUGCACAGUCCAAAGAGGCACCAGUGAGACUGGGAACCUUCAACUGUCACGGCGUGACCACGCCCCACAUGAUGCGCUUCAGCAGCACAAGCUCCUCCCCUCCAGUAUCUCCCGCCCCCUCUGACCGCUCAUUGGCUGGAAUGAGCCCAGACGAGACCAGCUGUAAUGGUGACGUCUUUGGCGAAAUGGUGAGCUCCCCUCUCACUCAGCUCACCCUCCACCCAUCCCCUGAGCACCAUGAGCCCGUGGUGAAGGAGGAGCCACGGGGGCUCGCCCAGCUCCCCAGCUGCCUCUCCCGGCUGUCCGCGGUCCCCCCCGCCACCGGCCACGAGGCCCUGGUGGACAAGGACCAGAUGCUGCAGGAGAAGGACAAGCAGAUCGAGGAGCUGACGCGCAUGCUGCGGCAAAAACAACAGCAGGUUGAGACGCUGCGCUCGCAGCUGGAGCAGGGCAAGCGCGUCGCCGUCGCCACGGAGACCCCCAAUGGCAUCACCGAGGCCCUCCUCCCUCACGGCUUCGCCCCUCCCCAGCUCAACAGCAUGACCAUGAGGGUGAAGGAGGAGGCCGAGGAUGAGAAGAUUAUGCUGACGACUGCGGCGGCGACGGUCUCUGUGGCAAUGGAGACGCAGCAGACAACGUCGCCGCAGCAGACUGCGCAGAGGAAAGUGCAGAUGCCCUGCUCCCAGCAGACCCUGCUCAAGCUGCAGCAGAUUCAGCGGCUGCAGGCCCAGCAACAGCAACAACAACAGCAGCUGCAGCAGCAACAACAACAACAACAGCAGCUGCAGCAGCAACAACAACAGCAACAGCAGCUGCAGCAACAACAACAACAGCAGCAGCAGCAGGUGGAGCAGAUGGAGCAGACGCAGAGGAUAGACCUGCAGCAGCAGCAGCAGCAGAAACUGCAGCAGCUGAUCAUCCAGCAGAAGCAUCAGCAGCAGCAGCACAGGAAGCAGCAGAGGCCUCAGAAGCUGCAGCAGAGAAGGCAGGAGCCUCCCAGACCACAGCAGGUCCCUCAAGUGUUUGUUACCCAGCAACCCAGUGCACAGGUCACAGCCCCCUCAAUCUCAUUGGACCUCCUUAAGGCACAUCCUGCCCCUACGUUGGUGACAGACAGCAAUGGUAACCACUAUCUGAUCACUCUGACCAACAGCAGCACAGAUGGCCAGCUGACCGUGUCACCACAGAGCAAGACCAAUGGGCGCAUCACUCUGCAGAGGUUACAGUCAACCCCUGUCAAGCUCCCCAGCCAAUCACCUGUACAGACCAUCUCCAGCAUCAACCAAUCAAAACCAAAGGAGCAGGCAUCACCUGCUAAACAGCCUAUGAAAAAGGCCCAGAAGGCGGGACUCCAUCUGCUAACCAAUGGCAUGCAGGAACCAACUGUGCCCGCCACUGCGCCCCCCAAUCUCCAGCCUUUCUUUUUUACCAAGGACUCCCCAUUGGAUCAGACACCCUCACCUCCACCAAUCAAGCGCGAGGCUUGUCCGACCUUUGACCGUCACACCUUGUUCACCCCUCCCCCCCCUAAACAGACCUCUCGCUCUACUUCACACAAAGAGAAUGGCUCAUGCAGUCAGCACAUUGACGAUUUGUUUGACAUCCUCAUCAAGAGUGGAGAAAUCUCCAAUUUCAAAGCCAAUCCGGACCCCUCCCUCUCCGACCUGCACUCCAACCCACCCACCCCCUCCCCGCCCUCCUCUCCGCUCCGUCUGUCCCCCCCCACACCUCCUCCAGAGCCGUCCUCCACCUCUUCCUCCCCCGCAUCCCAGCAUGCUCUGCGGGACUUCCAGGACGGCAGCCGUGGCCGUCUGGAGGACUUCCUUGAGAGCACCACGGGCACGCCGUUGCUGGGCGGCGGCGCAGACGACCCGGAUGGUCCGCUGGCGCUGAUCGACGAGCUGCACAGCCAGAUGCUCAGCGCGCCCAGCAUCCUGGACCAUUCGUCGCCCAUGGACACCAGCGAUCUCAGCUUCACCCCUCACCCCGCCGGCCUGGACUUCGGGGACCCCACCCUGGACGGCAUGGACUGGCUGGACAUAUCCAUGGGCGCGGGCGGCCCCGGGAGCAGCGGCAGCGGCGGGGAUGGAAGCGGGGGCGUCAACGGCAUCGGGGUCGGCGGGGGGAGCGAAAGCGCCACCAUUUUGGCCCCACUGGGCUCGCAUACGCCCCCUAGUGUCUUUUCUGCUGACUUUUUGGACAGUUCAGACCUGCAGCUCCACUGGGACUCCUGUUUGUAGCCACGUGGUUUGUAGGCGCAGCCACAUAGACACGGACACGCACUGUAGGGUCACCGCAUCAUCGCCGCGGGUCACGCAGUGUUUGAGACACACGCUCUCGCUAGCAGACGUUAACCACAUCCAUGAACUGUGCACAUAUGCUGAGAAACCCCCUGCUGGAAAUCCGCUGCAAAUGCAAAAAAAAAAAAAAAACACAAAAAAACGGAUUGGGGAGACCCUCCUCCGACCCCUGGCGUCCAUUACUCUCACGGCAAGAGCACUGAGUAUUCUCCUCCUGUCCCGCAUAACCUCUCGCCUCACACCCACCCCACCUGCUGUACCGUAUCCAAAGACUUAGCCAACAGUGAGGAGUUGCUCCCCCCUUCUACCCCCCCACCCCAGGACUGGAUAAAAGUCCAACAGUCCCUCCUCUCUCUCUCCUCCCUCCACCCUAAGCCACCCCCAUAGGGCAGUGCUCAGAAAGCAAUACUCUAAGGCCACGUAUAGGCUCUCUCGCAGGCCAAAAUCUCAGUGGGUAGUUUGUCCCGGCAUAUCUGUGGUCUGAGCUUGGCUGCCACGGCCAUGGAUUGGCAGAGAAGAUGAGUUAAGUUUCACCAAUGUAACACCAAAUGCAGAGGCACUUUCCUAGAUCAUAGUUUUUAUUAAAAAGAGUCUAUACCAUCUAAGCUGGUUUCCAAGCUACCUUCCUUUAGUUUAAUUACUGAACACUGCAAUUGAGCCUGGUAGCCUGCAGCUGUGUGGUUCUUGGAGACGGAGAAGAUGAAAACCUGGACCCAGUAAGGGCGAUCUCAUGGUCAGCUCUGCAGGGCGUCUUCAUGAGACACCGUGUUAGUUCAGUCAUUAGUCUCAUUUUUAGUGCUGGUGACUGGUCAGGUCGGACACGCCGCACGGCGUGAGGCAUCACAGCACUGAACAUAAAAACAAACAAGUCAGACAACGUUUUAUUUUAAGGUUGUGUACAUUUUACAAUGAAAUUUUAAAUAUCACCACGGUAACCGAGGGGUGCCCUGCCACUCGUGCGCUGGGUCCAAGUUGGGCUUCUCUCACUGCUGUACUGCUGUGCCCCAUAUUCUUGUGUAUUAGCACUGAGUAAACCCUUUCUCUAUCUGUCCCUUUCUCGCUCUCUUUCUCUCUUUCUCUCUCUUUCUCUCUCUCUCUCUCUCUCUCUCUCUGUAUCUUUCUCUCAUUAAUAAUGUUGGUGGAAUUUCAGUGUAUCAGUUCUUCCAACUUUGCACUUAAAAUGACCUGACCCGGUACUCUUGUAUCGCGACGGGGCUUUCAAAAACUCACACAGGCUCCUGGGAAUUUGGUUUGGUGAUGUUCAUCAGAUCACUAUGCAUUGCUAUCAUUUUGGGGUAUAUAUUAUAAGUAGUGCUUUUUCUUUCUUCUCCCCUUGAUUGUAUAGUUUUAGCAGGUGGAGAUCAGGGCUGGGCUUCCAGUUCAAAAAUAUUUGAACCUUGUAAUUUUUUUAAAAGAAGUAAAAAAUAAAAAAAAGAUGAGAACAAACAUGAAACGUGUGGUUUUUGUAUUUGUGUGUGGGUGUCUUUACUGUGUGUGUUUGUUCAGGCAACGUUAGGUACUUGCUCAUGCAUUUGAUGUAGGAGUGAUUUUACACUUAAAUAAUCGUGGCUAUGUAGAAUGUAGGUUCAUGUUGCUGUCAGUAACUUUUUUUUUGAUUUAUUGCAAAGGAUCAUUGUUUUCCCUGCAAUUUUAUUUCAGUCAUACUGCAGUUUCUCCACUCAAGCAGAGAAAGAUCUCAUACAGAAAGACCCCUUUAAUUCAUCAAAAGUGGCAGUCAGCUUUAAUACAUUUGACUGCUGCUUCAUUUCCACAUUUCUGAGCCCCCA
This is a messenger RNA of Clupea harengus (Atlantic herring), 5673 nucleotides long. RefSeq names its product myocardin related transcription factor Ab (gene mrtfab). Gene Ontology annotation, cellular component: nucleus. NCBI's taxonomy places the organism in Eukaryota, Metazoa, Chordata, Actinopteri, Clupeiformes, Clupeidae. Bases 236 to 3826 code for a protein of 1196 amino acids. Gene Ontology annotation, biological process: smooth muscle cell differentiation; positive regulation of transcription by RNA polymerase II. Gene Ontology annotation, molecular function: transcription coactivator activity. The transcript has 19 exons. The record is from RefSeq and is a predicted model, not a curated record.